This is a messenger RNA of Hyaena hyaena (striped hyena), 9933 nucleotides long. RefSeq names its product Cbl proto-oncogene (gene CBL). The coding region runs from base 99 to 2831 and encodes 910 amino acids. Gene Ontology annotation, biological process: negative regulation of epidermal growth factor-activated receptor activity; cell surface receptor signaling pathway. Gene Ontology annotation, cellular component: membrane raft; plasma membrane. The transcript has 16 exons. Gene Ontology annotation, molecular function: phosphotyrosine residue binding; SH3 domain binding; ubiquitin protein ligase activity. The record is from RefSeq and is a predicted model, not a curated record. Lineage: Eukaryota; Metazoa; Chordata; Mammalia; Carnivora; Hyaenidae.
GGCCGGGAGAGGCCCCUCCUUCACGCCCUCCUUCUUUCCCUCGCUCGCAGCGGAGCGGAGCCGGCGGACGCGGCUGGGCCCCCAACCCUCCCCGGGCCAUGGCCGGCAACGUGAAAAAGAGCUCUGGGGCCGGGGGCGGCGGCGGCUCCGGGGGCUCUGGCUCGGGCGGCCUGAUCGGGCUCAUGAAGGACGCCUUCCAGCCGCACCACCACCACCACCACCACCUCAGCCCCCACCCGCCCGGCACCGUGGACAAGAAGAUGGUGGAGAAGUGCUGGAAGCUCAUGGACAAGGUGGUGCGGUUGUGUCAGAACCCAAAGCUGGCGCUAAAGAAUAGCCCACCUUAUAUCUUAGACCUGCUGCCAGAUACCUACCAGCACCUGCGCACUAUCUUGUCAAGAUAUGAGGGGAAGAUGGAGACACUUGGAGAAAAUGAGUAUUUUAGGGUGUUCAUGGAGAAUUUGAUGAAGAAAACUAAGCAGACCAUAAGCCUCUUCAAGGAGGGAAAAGAAAGAAUGUAUGAGGAGAAUUCUCAGCCUAGGCGAAACCUCACCAAACUGUCACUGAUCUUCAGCCACAUGCUGGCGGAGCUAAAAGGAAUCUUUCCAAGUGGACUCUUUCAAGGAGACACAUUUCGGAUUACUAAAGCAGAUGCUGCAGAAUUCUGGAGGAAAGCUUUUGGGGAAAAGACAAUAGUCCCUUGGAAGAGUUUCCGACAGGCCCUUCACGAAGUGCAUCCCAUCAGUUCCGGGCUCGAGGCCAUGGCUCUGAAAUCCACUAUUGAUCUGACCUGCAAUGAUUAUAUUUCAGUUUUUGAGUUUGACAUCUUUACAAGACUCUUUCAGCCUUGGUCCUCGUUGCUCAGGAACUGGAACAGUCUUGCUGUAACUCAUCCUGGUUACAUGGCUUUCCUGACAUAUGAUGAAGUGAAAGCUCGGCUCCAGAAGUUCAUUCACAAACCUGGCAGUUACAUUUUCCGGCUCAGCUGUACUCGUCUGGGGCAGUGGGCUAUUGGGUAUGUCACUGCUGAUGGGAACAUUCUCCAGACAAUCCCGCACAAUAAACCUCUCUUUCAAGCCCUAAUUGACGGCUUCAGGGAAGGCUUCUAUCUGUUUCCAGAUGGACGGAAUCAGAAUCCUGACCUGACAGGCUUAUGUGAACCAACUCCCCAAGACCACAUCAAAGUGACCCAGGAACAAUAUGAAUUAUACUGUGAGAUGGGCUCCACAUUCCAACUGUGUAAAAUAUGUGCUGAAAAUGACAAGGAUGUAAAAAUCGAGCCGUGCGGACACCUCAUGUGCACGUCCUGUCUCACGUCCUGGCAGGAAUCAGAAGGCCAGGGCUGUCCUUUCUGCCGAUGUGAAAUUAAAGGUACUGAACCCAUUGUGGUAGAUCCGUUUGACCCUAGAGGAAGCGGCAGCCUGCUCAGGCAAGGAGCCGAAGGAGCUCCCUCCCCAAAUUAUGAGGAUGACGACGACGAACGAGCUGAUGAUUCUCUCUUUAUGAUGAAGGAGUUGGCUGGGGCCAAGGUGGAACGGCCUCCUUCUCCAUUUUCAAUGGCCCCGCAAGCCUCCCUUCCCCCGGUGCCACCGCGGCUUGACCUUCUGCAACAGCGGGUGUCUAUUCCUUCAAGUGCUUCUGGGCUUGGAAGUGCUUCUAAGGCAGCUUCUGGCUCCCUUCAUAAGGACAAACCAUUACCAAUACCUCCGACGCUUCGAGAUCUUCCACCACCGCCCCCUCCAGACCGGCCAUAUUCUGUUGGAGCAGAAACCCGGCCUCAGAGACGCCCCUUGCCUUGCACACCAGGCGACUGUCCGUCCAGGGACAAACUGCCCCCCGUUCCCUCUAGCCGCCUUGGGGAAUCAUGGCUGCCUCGGCCGAUCCCCAAAGUACCAGUGGUUGCCCCAAACUCUAGUGACCCCUGGACAGGUAGGGAAUUAACCAACCGGCACUCACUUCCAUUUUCAUUGCCCUCCCAAAUGGAGCCCAGAACAGAAGGGCCUAGGCUUGGAAGCACAUUCAGUGUGGAUACCUCCAUGAAUAUGAAUAACAGCCCACUAGCAGGUUCAGAGUGUGAGCACCCCAAAAUCAAACCUUCUGCGUCUGCCAAUGCCAUUUAUUCUCUGGCUGCCAGGCCCCUUCCUGUGCCAAAGCUGCCCCCCGGGGAGCAGGGUGAAAGUGAGGAGGACACAGAGUAUAUGACCCCCUCCUCCAGGCCUCUAGGGCUUCCAAAGCCAGAUGGGAAACGGCCUUUGGACACGACACAGAGUUCACGAGCGUGUGACUGUGACCAGCAGAUUGAUAGCUGUACGUACGAAGCAAUGUAUAACAUUCAGUCCCAGGCGACACCGGCUGUCACGGAAAGCAGCACCUUUGGUGAGGGGAAUCCGGCCGUGGCCCACGCCGGCACCGGACCCGAGGAGUCUGAAAAUGAGGAGGACAGCUACGACGUCCCCAAGCCGCCUGUGCCAGCAGCGCUGGCCCGGCGGACUCUCUCCGACAUCUCUAACGCCAGCUCUUCGUUCGGCUGGUUGUCCCUGGAAGGCGACCCCACCUCAAACUUCACUGAGGGCUCCCAAGUUCCCGAAAGGCCUCCCAAACCGUUCCCUCGCAGAAUCAACUCUGAACGAAAAGCAAGUAGCUGCCAGCAGGGCGGUGGUGCCCCUGCCCCACCGCAGCUCUCCAGCGAGAUCGAGAGCCUCAUGAGCCAGGGGUACUCCUACCAGGACAUUCAGAAAGCUUUGGUCAUUGCCCACAACAACAUCGAAAUGGCCAAAAAUAUCCUCCGGGAAUUUGUUUCUAUUUCUUCUCCCGCCCACGUGGCCACCUAGCACCCCCUGCCCCGCUGCUGCGUCGUGGACCAGUGAGCCGGCCGCUCUUAGCCGAGUGGCCCCUGAAAGGGCAGAGGUUUCUUUGGAGGCUUCAUGGCGAAGUUUUGCCCUCUCUGUGGGAGUUCACAUCUGUGGUUCCAAGAUUUCAAAGCAGUGGAAUGAACAUGGAGCAGCUAGUGUGUUUUAUUAUUUUAUUUGUUUUGAGAGUGGAUUCGAAGGUGUCCUUCAGUCCUCACUUUAGAGUGUGGAUUCUUAUUAAAUGGUAGCCUACCUGGGGAACAGCCCAGAAAGCAGUAGGAGAAGUUCUCUGCUGUAAAUUCUCAUUGGGGACUUCAGACUUCCCUGGGUUAAGGAUGUGGUUGUGUGUGUGUCUGUGGUUGCGUGUGUCUCGUGAUUAUAAGAUUAACCUGCUGUGUGUGUUAAUCCCAGGCAGGGAAUUAGCACAAGAGGUUUAGGAAGGAAUCGUGUAAGGACUUCCAUCUACUGUGGUUUUCUACCCAACCCGUGUGUAUGACUGCCCCAACACUCCCCGUCGGCUGGGAUCACCAUGUGCGUAGCUAAAGUCUUGUAUUUUUAGAACCCCCUCCCUCUGUCCUUCGUCCUGCUUCCUCCUCCUCCUCCGGGUCUGUCAUUGGCAGUGGGGUGGCCGUGACCAGACACACUGAAGCCGAGGGGCUUAUGGGAUGUUCCUCAUUAUGUGUGAUGGUGUUGGUUUGUGUGGUAGACAGGGAAGGGUGGCCCGUCUUGUCGCUGUACCGUUAUAGUCCUGUUUGAUCUAGCAGCUGGCACUGGUCACUCCAAAGCACUGUUUGUAUAGGAACGUUGAAUCUGUUAAAGUAAGAUGAUUUCGUUACCCUAAUUACAUAAUGACCGGUCUGAGAUAGAGGCCUUCAGAUACAUUCCACCCCACUCCCUCCCGCCCCGAAGAUGGUCUGUGGGAGCGCGUUGCCUCGGUGCCGGGUGUGCGCGACCGUAGGCCCGCGGGUUUUUAUCCUUCAUGGGAAGGGCCGGGCGGUUGUUUCCAGCACGGCUUUCUGGCCGAAGCCCAUAGAACUUUUAGGAAGCUUCAUUCACGUGUUCUUUGCCUUGUUCUCCAGCAGACGCACAGGAUAGUGAAGACCUCCCUGUUCGAUUUUUCUUCCCAGCGAGUUGGUCCCAGCUUGUGUGGGGGUCUCCCUUUGAACACAAGCCAGGUUACAGUUUCAGAGGAGAGUCCGCUCUUUGCCCUUUAAGGAAAGGGGCUUACGCCCGUGGUCACACAGCGUUUUGCUUACGGCGCUGGUCCCGACAACUGGGUUUCUCUUGUGCCUCUGGCUUUGGGCCUGUAGCGCGUCCUUCCGUCUCCUCGUCACCUUAAUCCUGUGUCCUCCAGUGACCGCAUUCUCCACGGUGAUUAGACAGUGUUUGGUGUGUACGUGACUUUCCUGUGGGCAGAGCGCGCAUGUGAGAAGCCCGGCAGUUUGUGUCAUUGCAGGUCAUGAAGAAGAUUCAGGAUCCAGGGUGAGGCCCCCGGUAGUCAGCCCCCGGAGGUGCUGCGAAAUGACCCCUGGAGUUGGCUUAGUUUUCUGUCCGGUCUCCGCUGGCUCCCCCCUCCCCCCACCCCCACUUGUCAGAAGCACGCCUACUCUGACAAAUCUGCCCACCUCGAAAUCUAAAUCCUGCUUUUGUCUUUAGAUCUAGAAUCUCUUUAGGUCAGUUUUCUUUCGCAUCUUGUCAUCUGUGGAGCUCACACUUGUCCUGACUCUUCCCUUGGCUCUCAGCUGUUCUGGACCUUUUGGCUUCACCCUCUUGCCUCCGAACUGUUUACGUUCCCAGGGAAGAAGGUGCAGGACUUCUUGCUGAUUUGCCCUAGUUCCCCAGUGUCUGCUCCACGUGGCGGGACACAGCCCAGCCCACCGUCAGGUGUGGGGGGUCCCGAUCGGCGUGGCUGGGGGCAGCGAGAGUGCCAGUGGAUGGGACACCAUAACCCAGCAUCUCCUCCUAAAAGCCGGUAAGGAUAGUGUUUUGUUUGUGGUAACAAUCAGUUUGUAUUUUGUUUAAAUGCUGAAGACACAGACGAAGAACUCGGAAAAAACGGCAGCACUUUCCAUGCCCUUACACGCUGCCGGUUUUCCUCGUCUGCACACAUUGCCCGUAGUAUGUGUGGAGAGCACACGACAGCAGUUCUGCGUAUCUUUUGUCUGUUUAGUGUGUCCCGCAUCUUUGGAGAUUACGUCCUUGCUUGUGUGGGCUCCGGGCAAGUUCAUUCUUUUGUUCCUAAUCGAGUACCCCUGUGGCUCAUGGGGUCAGCCCUCAACCUGGGGUGUCAGAUCCCCCUGUUGAACAUACACUUUGUUGAUUGGCUUGGUCAUCGGCCCGGCAGCUGGGUAUAGUGCCCUGUGGGGCAAACCCAUCUCCCUCCUAAUUCCAAGUGGUUCCUUCUCUGUUAACUUGCCGGGUGGAUAAGGUAAAAGUCACUUUGAUGUUUUUCUUUUUUCUCAAACGCAUUACGCCGCUUUGCUCAGUCCAGUCUCCUUUCCCUCUUUCUGGCUUGCUCUGCUCAGCCCUCCUCGCCAGCUGCCCUGGGGGCUCUGUGAUAUAUGCCUCCCUGUAAGAAAAUAAGAGAUUGGGCACUUCCUCUUCUCCUUGGCUCUCGGUUCAUUUUUAUGUAAAUAGUGAUCCGCACCUGUGGGCGCCCAUUCUCUCCCACUCGCCCCGCUCCCCCCACUCAACACUCUCAGCCAUUCUUCGGUUCUGUUCCCAUACAGGUGACACUGGGGCCUGGGAUGGGGCAUAGCGCUCAUGGUGUCCUUUGGCUGUUUUGUGGGUUAAAAUUUUUGGAAGGGGGUCGCUUUUCUUCAUACUUAAAGUAUUUAUUUCCUGUAUAGAAGAGUAAGAUACAACUGAUGGUUCAAAUGGCAGACCUACAAAUGAGUUUUUGUGAAUUUGCUAUCGCAGAGUAGGGCCUGUAUAUUCCCUUCAAGGCACCGUUAACAAGCUCGAUGCCUGUUUGUGGGUGGUCAGCGAUAGUGUUGAUGCAGAAUAUUCUCCUACCUCACAUGACAGUCAGGGUUCUAGGUCUUCUUCCCAAACUAAGUAAGUCCGCCUUCCUGCCAUUGGCUUUUCUGACUCUGGUGACCAACCGCCGCCCAGGGGAGAACGGUAUUCUGACCGUUGGCCUGGCGGUUUACCAGUUUGUUCGUUCAGCAGAUGUUUCUGAGCGAUUACCAUGUGCCAGAAGUGCCAGCUCCGCAUUCCCCUGUCGGGCACGUUGUGAGUAACCGAUGCCGGCAGACUGCGCAUGCCCCCUGUCUCAUACUUGCAUUUGGCCCUAAAAUAGCCUAUCCCCAAAAGAUUGUGCAGUUUUUAUUCACAGCUCUUUUAUGUAGAUCUGUAUUUCCUUAAAGAGCUGUCCUGGGUAAAAUCAAUUCAAGGCUCUUCCGUUAAUCCGUGUCGUCUUCCUAGAGCUUUGAAAACAUUGGGGAGAUUUCCUCAGUGUAAGUCUCGUGGGCACCCACCAUCUUAGAUGUAGUUCAGUGGAAUCUGGUGGGUUGAGGGGUGCGUUGGUUGGCUCAGAGCUGCACAGUAGGCCAGUUACGUGUAUAAGUAAAGCAUCUGCCCGGAGUCCCUCUCCAGUCUAGUGCCUUCCUUGAUCUUUCUACUGAGCUGCUCACGUCCCUAAUCCCCCUUGUGAAGUUUCCUUGUCCCCCUUUGGGAACCUGUUACCACGUCCCACUCUCUUUGGGACUUGUUUUCCAGUCCUUCCACACCCUUUGCAGCUCAUCCUCUGUCUCAGAAAGGCUGAAGGUGUAGGAGGGGCUGGCCACCUGUUGUUUGGUCCUGGUCUUCAGCUGAUCGUUUGCUCUCCCAAGAGCCAGGCAGCAAAACCGAUGGAACUCAGUCAGUUCUCAGAAGUGCCAGCCUUUCCCCCCUGGGCCAGGAGCCUUACUUAGCCCCCUAGAACUUAGCACCAGAAGGUGCACAUCACCACUUUCCUAGACUUUCAGGCCUUAGAAUUCAAUCUGAAGUAUUCUAAGUCCACAUGCAGGGUUACUGGCACUACUUUGACCUCAGUCUCUGUUCAUUGUCUUUCUUUAGAAGUGCAUAAAGCCACGUAGUGCACGGAGGAGGGUGCAUAGUGAAAGGAGGCCACAGUUUUGUGUCUUUGAUGGUCCUGUUUAGGAAUCCUUCGGAUGUUGGAAACAGGUAUACAGGCUAAAGAAAGGAAGGAACCCUGAGGACACCGGGUAUUUUAUAGACCCCCCGUAUAACAAGAACAGUUGAUUCUUGCGUGGGGCUGGCCUGGGACUGUCAGACUUUGCACCUCGUCCUUUCUCCUUAUCAGGCAAGCCCCGGAAUAGGCAGCCCAGUCCCCAAGUUGACAUGACAUCCGGGCUCUCUAAGGAUCACUGAGUACAGCUUUCCGGUGCCUCUUGAUUCACAUUCUCAAGAAAGAACACGAUCGGCCCAGCACGUUGCCUGGGUGUCUACCCCUGACCAGUCAGCCUUGGCAGCCUGCCCCUUCGGGUGGGGGUGCGGGGAGAGGCUACUGGCAGGAUAGACACCCUAAAGGUGUUUUAGUGGUAAAACUGCUGUCAUCCUGCCUUUUUUUUUUUUUUUUUAAGAGUAGAAAGGUAGGCAUGGGACUGUGUCUGGGAUAUUGAGGAAAUUCUUAGGUUUCACUUAAUUCAGGUUAUUGUCAUCUUUGUUUCUUACUGUUUUAAUUCCCUUUAUCAGUCUUGGCAUCCAAGAUUUCUUACCUCCCUCUUUAGGACCAGUUUCUCCUGUUCCGGAGCUAGUCUGUUCUUAAGGUGACAUUUCUUUGCCUUCAUUCAGUCUCAGGUGGUUAGCCUUCUUUCAUGUUCUUUGGAGAGCAGAUCACACAUCCCACUGCAGCUGCCCAGGGACUUCUGGGCUCUCUUCAAGUUGUAGCACCAAAAAUACAUCCAUUCUGUGGGCCCGUGGCCCUCGCUCCGCCCCUCCUCGGGGAGAGCCCUGCGGUGAUAUUCUUGGGCAGGCCUUCUGGGUACCUCAGAAACGACUUCCCCAUGCGAGGUCCGGCAGGACCACAUGCUAGUUGGGGCAGUGGCCAGGAUAGAAGUUAGAUGUAGAUUCCGGUUCAGAGGAGCAUUUUGACUGAGGGAGAGCUCUUCAGACCAGGAACUCUGGUCUUCCCCGUCCACCUGACUUCUUUGUAGUCCUGUAGCAGAGCCUUUGUAAAUUUUAUUUUUUUAAUUAUUUUUUAGGUUUUGAAAAACUGCUCCUGCUUGCCUAGUAAGUUUUGAUCAUACUUCCCUCCUAGAGCCUGUCCCAUGUUCUUAAGGCAUUUCACAAUUACUUGUAACUUUUUCAAACUGUUGGAGUCGUCUGGAAUACACAGAAGUGAUCUAGUAAUCCAAAGAUACACAUCGAGGCACGUGAGGGAGGAUGAGUCGUUAGCCCUCGCGUUUGGUACCCUGGACCAGGCGCCAGAAUCACGGAGCAGAGGGAUAGCAGUGCCAGGUACCUUGGCGUCCUGGGAAAUCUGGGUUGGUCUCCCAGGGGCCUGCAGGCGCUUUCUGGUUCUACGCAGCAGCACCGGAGUAAGAUGUGGGCGGACAGGGACGGGAAGAGCAAGCUACGACUGGAGACUCCCAUCCGAAUGCAGAAAGAACCUUCCCGAAGGGCCAGCUGUUGGCUGAGGGCAGCAGCUGUCGGGAGAGCUCCCUGCCGCUUCCCCCAUGUGGUGUGUGAUGUGUAGCGUGUCGUGCCCGAGAAGAAUGUGCGGGCCACUCCCUCUGCUCGCACAGAGCAGGGGCUGAAAGCCAGCUUUGGGCGGCCGGGCAGCCGAGCAGCCGAGCAGGUCGGCGGAGUUCUGAUUGCCCGGCUUGCGUUCUUGACCUCCUCCUGAGAUGCACGGGAGGGCACCCCUGCCCUGCCUCUCGCAGGUCCUCUUUUUACGCCCCCUUCAGACUAGGGGGCCGGGGGGCUGGGGGGGAAGGCUCAGCCACAGGCCCCGGGCACCUCCCCGAGCCUCACGCCGCUUCCCCGCCCAGCCCAGCGCCCUAACGUACACGUGUGUCGGCGUGCCCCGUGUGUCUGGUCCCUCCUCCCUGCAGACCUCGGACCCCGCUGGGGGCGAGGCCGCCAUGCUCAUGGCCGUCUCAAAACCGAAGAGGCAGACAACUACCGAGGUGUCUGUAGACCAUGUGUUUUCUCCUCCUUGGCUCCUUCCUUCUGCUGCCUGGGUGAGCCUGCGGGCACGGUGCCCGUGAGAGGGGAUGCCUCCUGACCUCCCCGUCUCCGUGUCUUGGCCUUGACCUCCUGCUGAAAUGUAUGGUAGGGGCAUGGCAGCUACGAGGUACCUCCUCCUACGUUUGCUUUCUGGCUGUGGUGACUUGGGAUUUCUAACCUUAUAUAUCUUUUUCCUUUAUUCAAAACAAAACAAUUUUUAGCACACUGAAAAAAAAAAGCCAAACAUUUUUGUGCCUUUCUAAGGCAGCACUGAAACUCAGGCUGCAUUUUAGGACUUAAUAUGGAAAUACCAGAGUCUUAGCUCCUCUACCUUGAGUGUCAGCCCUUAUAGGCUGGGGGCGGGGAGGAGGUAAACACUCUGUGGCUGGAGAUGGCAGGUGGGUGAGGCGCAUCUGGGGUCCCUUCUCCCUGCCGAGAUGCCCCAUCGGGGGGAAAAAGUGUUCCCCUGGGGUCAUUCGGUCAGUCCCAGUCCCCGAUCGUGACUUCCAGGGUGAACGCUCGAUCUCCCACAAGGAGAGACCCUGCUCCGAGGCUUCCGGGCGCGCUCUGGACCGUUCCACGUGUGCCGCCUCCUGGUCCUGCCAGCGCCGCAGCGGCGCGGGUCGGGGGGGGGGGGGGGGGGGGGGGGGUGUGGGUUGGAACCUCCCGAGGACGGGACGGGGCUCCGUCCUCGGGUCUGGUCUUUUUGCUGGAUCCUGAACUGGCCGCCACCUCCUGCCUUUCCCUAAAGACGUGGCUUUCCUUUUAUUUGAAGACUUCAGUCUUAAAGCAUUAAGCAGCCAGUGCCCCCAUGCAGGGUCCCGUCCCCACCCCCACCCCCAAUGGCAGCAGGACCCCCACGCGCCAGGGCCUCAGGAUGUGGCCACGGGCAGUUUCGGCAAAGAAAAAA